This is a messenger RNA of Trypanosoma rangeli, 1584 nucleotides long. RefSeq lists its product as uncharacterized. Bases 1 to 1584 code for a protein of 527 amino acids. The record is from RefSeq and is a predicted model, not a curated record. The transcript has a single exon. Lineage: Eukaryota; Euglenozoa; Kinetoplastea; Trypanosomatida; Trypanosomatidae.
AUGAACUCCAGGCAUCGUGACCCACGUGAUAGUCCCUCGCUGCGUGCUAAAACGCCGUGUACGCCUCACGGAGCACGUCUGCGCAUUUCAUCCGAGCCAGCCACACCGCGACGGAGCAGUGGCUCUGUGCCGGGCCUUAUUGUGACACGGGGGCUGUAUAAGGUUCUUGAGGAGGAGAUGCAAGAGCGACCUGCGGCAAAGCCGCUCAGCGCACGGUGCGGCGGACAAGGUUCUCGCCCCAACUUUCUCUUCUGCUACCUCUGUGGCCUGCAGUUCAGCUCCAUCAGCUUGCCCAUCCACCAGCCGCAGUGUUACGUCAAGAAACUCAUCGAGUGGGAACGCAUGGAUCCAGUAAAGCGAGGCCCAAGACCAAUGGACCCAGAGGAGCACGGGAAACAGAUGAAAGAGCGGGCCGCUAUAGGUGAGGUGAGGGCCUCCAACGGAGGAGGCAGAUUGAAGCGCAAGGAGGUUGAUCGAUUCAAUGAAGCACAGCUUGAGCAAUUUAACACGAAUAUGCUUGUAAAGUGUGAGAACUGUGGGCGGACGUUUUUUCCCGACCGUUUGGAGGUUCAUCAGCGUAGUUGCAAACCCGGUGCAGCGAGUGCCUCGAGGCCGGUGGCCCGCACAGUCGCUGCCCGAAAAGUAGGCGAAAAAACCCCGACAAAAGCACAAAAUGAGUUUUAUCUAACACAUUUUAGCACAAAGUCAACUGAGGCUGUACCCUUGGACGAACAGCGCUUGUCGGCGGUAACGUCUAACUCCGUCCCAACAGAAAGGGUGCAAAGUUCCGUGUUUCCCACGCAUCAUCGGCAACUUGCAGAUGGUCAUGCAGUGAGUUCCACUGCAUUGAAGGAGGACUUGUUAAGCGAAACGCUCCCGUGUGUGAAGGAUACCUUUCCUGUGCAGGCAGGCACUGAAGAAUAUGAAGACACCAAAAAUGGUGGUGGUUCCCUGUCUUCCACUGCACCCGAUGCCACGCAGUCGGUGGAUCAAGACCUGACCACAUCAAAUGAAAAAAAAGUGAUAGAGCCGGAGGAGACGCUGACGAGCCACACAAUUCGCGAGGCGGGGGAAAAUCAAAAUACAGGUAAAGAAACCAAAUAUACCCCUAAACAAAGCGCCAUUUCUGCGGGCUUGACGGAUGACGGCAGGCGUGAGAACCCCCCUACGGAGGAUGCUUUACCAAGCGCUGGCAGCGAUGCCGCCGCUUCUACAGCAGAGGCUGCUGUUUUUGCCUCAGACCAGCCUCUUGAUGAUUUCCAACCAUGGGAUGAUGACGCUGCCGUAGUGAGGCGCGUCGUAAAAAUUCCAUUGAACAAUGUCUCUCGCUUCAAGCACGUCGCCUCUCGCCUGCAGGUUGACAUACACAGGAUGGAUGAGCUUCCAAGAUGCCGCUUUUGCAAUCGAACUUUCAAGGUUGGGCGUCUGGAGAAGCACGAAGAUGUAUGCCUGGAACGCAACAAACCGCACCCUCGCAGUUCCGUCUUCACGGACCGUCACAUGGUGACUCCCGCCCCCCAUGGGGCAAGAAAGAAAAAUGGGACACGACACUCCGCUGCAGAGUCGUGCAGGGUCGGGGCUUAG